UCCUUCAUCGCAAUGGCAAAAGCCGCCAAGGCUUUCUUCUUUGUGAUCUCUCUAUUUUUCCUCCUGAAGGGGAUUGAGAGUGGUUAUGACGAUAACACAAGUAAAAAGUUGUUUGUGUUUGGAGAUUCGUAUGCGGAUACUGGAAACUUAGGGAGAGUAUUGGGGCGGAAUGCACGUUCAUGGUUUGAGCCUUAUGGCAUGACCUUCCCUAAGAAGCCGACGGGUCGCUACUCUGAUGGCCGAGUUCUCUCCGACUAUGUAGCUUCUUUCAUGCAGAGCAAGUCCCCAAUUCCUUACAAGAUCAGGAGAUAUGGCCCAACCCUACUCCCUUAUGGUAUGAACUUUGCGGUCUCCGGCAGUGGUAUCUUCGAUACCGGCAACUUCCAGAGCAACCUUAGCACUCAGAUCGAUCAUCUUCAAUCCCAAAUCGAUGCCGGAGUCUACUCGAAUGCUAGCAUUCGUUCCUCCACCGCGCUAGUCGUCGUCUCUGGCAAUGACUAUGGACACUUCGGGGAACAAGAUCCCAACUCUUGGUUGCACAUUCACGAAUUCAUACGAAAAUUGUUUGCACAAUUCAAAGUAGAUUUACUUCGACUACAAGAAAUAGGGGUCCCCAAGGUAAUGGUUACGAACUUGCAUCCGAUCGAGUGCACGCCAAUGCAGACUAGACCUAGCAACUACACGCUCUGCUCGCAAAACAUCUCCCGAAUCGCCUACGAGCACAACCAUGCGAUGAACAAACUCGUGUUGGACUUGCGGAGAAGCAACAAUUCGAAUACCGAUUUCUUAAUUCUCAAUGUGAAUAAAGCCUUCUUGAGCAUACUCCACCAAGUGAGAGGAUCGACCAAGAUGAAGUAUCCUUUGUUGCCUUGUUGUGAGAGUAGCUCGGAAAAGACCCUAUGUGGAUCCUUGGACGAUAAGGGGCAAAAGUUGUACUCGGUGUGCCAACAACCGGAGGAGCACUUCUAUUGGGACUCGUUGCACCCGACACAAGCCGGUUGGGCCGCGGCCUUUGAGUACCUCAAGCCAACCAUCAAAAGGUUCCUCUGAUGAAUAAAUUGUUGGUGAUUUCUAUAAAAUAGAAAAUAACGGAAGGAAUAAGGAACUUGAAUUCUUGUUCAAUUGUGUCCCUUUAUAUAUUGACGUUUUUGAUCUUUGAAUGAAAGGUUAUGAUUCAAACCGCUAGUCAUACCAAUUCAGUAGUGUUUAUGCUGCCCUGCUAAUGAAGUGGUUAGUUUAAUA
Zingiber officinale is the source of this 1242-nucleotide messenger RNA. Its product is annotated as GDSL esterase/lipase At5g03610-like. Gene Ontology annotation, molecular function: hydrolase activity, acting on ester bonds. The record is from RefSeq and is a predicted model, not a curated record. Bases 13 to 1050 code for a protein of 345 amino acids. NCBI's taxonomy places the organism in Eukaryota, Viridiplantae, Streptophyta, Magnoliopsida, Zingiberales, Zingiberaceae. The transcript is spliced from 5 exons.